AUGGAGACAUUUGAAGAGUAUACUGAAAAUGAUAUUAAAUGUGUCGCCAGCAAAUGCACAUCUGUGCGGUGAGUUUAAUAAAUAUUAUAGUUUUGUAAUAUAAUAAUAACGUGGCCUGCUACUAUUCUAGAGAAUUAUUCGUUUGUUCGAUAAUUAGGCAAAAUAAUUUGAUAAAACAAUAAAAUCCAAAUUACCUAUGUUUUUAUAUUUGAUAUAUUUUAUUUCAAUGCACGUAUAAAAAAAAAUUUAAUCUCGUUAUAAUUCGUUUUAUUUUUAGACAUUUUUAGUCAAAUUAAAAAUUAAGAAUUCGUUUCGAAAUUCUUUAUGCCUAAUUGACUUUGUUGUAAAGUUUGUGAGUUUUUUUCUGAAACUGAUUACAAAGAUAUUAAAUGUAUGUAUACACGACGUUACUUAAUAUUAAUCCAGUACUUAUUAUAUACUUACCUAUAAAACUAUUAUAGCGAUAAUAAUACUAACGAAAUUCGGAAUUGAUUACUCCUGUGAUCGAAAUAUUAUAAAUAUUUUAAUUUUCCAUAAUAUAGAAAUAUAGUAGACUCACCAAGACCAAAUAAUACAUUAUUUAAUCUUAUUAUUUUUGCGUGCUCGACAAAACUUCAAUGUUUGGAAAGAACGCAUUCAAUUAUUACACUAACGUGAAGAACUUUUUUUUUGUUGAUAUGUUCAUUUGAUAAAAAUAAAAUCAUAGUAAUAUUAUUAAUAAUACCUAAUAAUAUUGGAUUACAAUCACGAACUAAUACGAAAUAAUAAAUAAUAUGAAUUGGCAAUGAUAACGCAGGUAAUGGCGCAGUCGAGUUUGAUAACUGGAAUAAGACAUGAAGUGAGAAUACAAGAACCAUAACAAUUUUUUCGGUACUUUUCUGAACUGUAAAGGACAAUAAAGAAUGUAAAGGAAAGAUCUAUAAAAUAUAUACUGUGUGAAAUUAUUUAUUAAUUUGUAUUUAAUAUCUGUAUUCCCUCCCCCACAAUAACUCUGUUUCAGAACUUUAAAAUAACAAUAGUAUUAAUAAUGAUGUCAAGAAGUAUAUCCAAGAUGUCUCUCCAAUCUUCCCCUGCUCUGAAAUUUUAGCAAUUAGGCAUUCUGUCAUCUUCAAACUUUUUUUAUUGUAGCUCUCAUACAAUUUUUUCAAGUUUUUAUUCAUAUCUAAUAUGUAGUUUAACGACAUCCACGUAAUAUGUAAAUUCUAGUUACUAACUUUACUAUUUUAGGAAAUUAUCGUAUUAAUUUGGAACAAGUUUGAUUUUUAGGCUAAUAUUUUCUAGUUCAUUAGUGAAACUAUUACAAUUCACUUUCUUAAUGACAUAGUGUCUUCGAAAGGGGACCUACUCAUAUUUAAUUUAAAUAAAUUAUUUUUAAAGAUGGUCAAAACCACGAGUUGUGCGAAAAUUAUUGUUUGCAUCCAAAGAUGUAUUAUUAAUACAUAUAGGAAAAACUUUAGUUUUCCACAACGUGAGAACGAAAGAAGACGUUUUGGUAGUGGUGGGAGAUGAUUCCACUCCAUCAGAAGUCAGUUUGCCUUUGGAUAGCGUUGGUUUCGUUUCUUGUGGUCCGGAUAAUAUACUGGCGUUGGCUGAACAUCCACCGUUGGCCAAGGUGGUCAUAUGUAAAUACCCCGAUUUAGAAGUCUCAGCAACUCUUGUUGGUAAGUGCUAAAAAAACACCGCUAUUCGCUGUACUUAAUUUAGGAUAUUCUUGUCGUAUUUGGUCUUAUUUUUUAUAUUUUAUUAAAAUAUGAAUAAAUGUAGAAAUUGUAUACAUACAUAAUUUUUCAACGCUGAAUAGUUUAAAUUAUCUCUUUUUUUGUAUUAAACAUGGUCAAUGAACUAUGGGGAGGGUCAUUCCUUAGCUGCCUGCCCCCACUCAAUUAGGUACGCCAUUGUCAAUGACAUAAAUUACUAUUUUCCACUGGUUUCAGUUUUAACCUAUAUUAGACAAUUUUAAACAUAAACACAAUUUUUUUCAAUUUCGAUUGAUAAUUUACAACUUCAUGAGUAUAAAUGUGUUAUAAAUUAAAAACAAAUAAACAUUUAGUUGAUUUUUCCAAUAUUCCAACUAGACAAAAUUUACUAUCGAAAAUCAAUACAUGUUUUGCUAAACGAUUCGAAUCUAAAAAUGUCCAGACUGUACCGCAGCUCAUGUGUCACUUGGGUUUUCUUUUGUCCGUCGCUGCUUUUGGCAUUAUAAAGUUAAAACAAAUCAAAAUACCCACCUAACUAAAAUAAUAAUGUUACGAAAUAGUAAAUACCUAGUAUUUUAAUAUUGUAUGGUUGAUGAAGAAAAGCUUAUAGAAAUACGAAAUAUUACAAAUGUCAUAUAUCGGUAUCAGAUUCAAUUUUAAAAAUUUGCCAAUAGGUUCAUAUCAAAAUUUCUUCAAUGCAAUUCUAUAAGAAUGUAGAUUGGUAUAUCGUGCAAUAUAGCAUACAUUUAUUGUGAUUCCGCUAUCAAUAAAUACAAAUUUAUAUCCGAGUUCUUUAUCCUGUAAAGUAUUUUAAUUAUCAAACAAUUUAUUUUUAAGUAAUAAAAAAUAAUAUUUAAUUUUGAAUAUUUCGGACCAUUCGGGCAUUUUCCCGGUUGCCCGACAGACUAUUUCGCUGCUGCACAACUACUUAACAGUUUUAAACACAAUAAUUUAUUAGUUUAAUUAGAAAAUUCUUAAUUGUUACCGAUCGCGAUCGUUGUCCAUCAAUAACAAAUCAUCUAUUAUUAGAUGAUAUAAUAAUAUUUUAAUAUAUUAUUAUGAUACAAAACAGUGAUAAUUUAUGACUGAAAAUAUUUAUGUUGGUAUUAAAAAUAGUUAUUUUAAACAUUUGUAAAAUAUUGAAGAAAUUUCGGAUGUGGGGGGGGGUCUGGACACCUUGAACCUCCUCUCAGAUAUGGCCUUGAUUAUUGGUAUCAUGAUAGCUGGAAUAUUGGCUAGUUGUAUAAUUUUUUAAAUAAACCUUUAUACAAUACUAUAUAAGUAACUUUUAAAUUUGUUAUUAAAUAUAUACAUACAUUAUUAAACUUAAACUAAAUUGUAUAAUUUGAUGUAUUUGACAGACAGUAUAACUUUUUUAUUAGUGCCUUCAUCAAGUCUAAAUGAGUAGUAAAGAUGUUUGGGUAUGUCAUAUUUUUGCCUGGCUUUAUGUGUGCCCAUUAAUAGUAUUGUGUGACUAAAUAAUAUGUAUUAAUAUUUUCGAUAUUUCAACAUAUAAUUGGUCUUUCAUGCCUCUUUUGCUUCUUUGUAUUUAUCUCAACCAUUUGGGGAUGUCCGUCAGGUUGGCACAUUAUGCUAAGAUUUUACAACUAUAUAAUAUCGAUAUUUCUCUAGAAAUUGGCUAGAUUUUGCUAGGUCUUCUAUCGCCUUCCAAGUCAAAUUUUAUUUGAUUUACAAUCAGUUUAUCAUUAAUUUCAUAACUUUUUAUUUUUAUUUGUCUUGCUAAAGACAAAGCAUAUCACGAUAUUUAUAUUUUUUAUUUUAUUUGAAAUCUAUAGUUUUAUAAUAUUUUUAUCAUUUUGUCUCCGAUGCUUGUUCAUACAUUGUUUUAAAAUAAUAUAUUAAUAUUAACGGUAGAUCAUAAAUACACACACUAAUUUCACAAUUUAUCGAAAUAAUUUAAAACCUCCUCCGGAGACAAUAGGGAUCCAAGCAAAAUCCAUAAAUGCUCUAGCAAAAUCUGGCAAAUUUAUCUGAAUAUUUUGGCAUAUUUUUUAAUGGGAUCGGACAACGUGCCGGUGCUAAGGUCAUAUUUGAAACCUUCCCCGAAGGUGACAGAGAACCUAGCAAAAUCCAAAAAUGCCUUAUCAAAAUCUACCAAAUUUCUAGCAAUUUAUUGAUACUUGUUGUAUAGUCCUAAUAUAAUGUAUGGGUGCCAACUUAAUGAACAUUAUUUGUCCUUUCAUACCUAUAUAAAAUGUAUUAAAAUAUUUAUAUCGCGUUGGAGUAAAUUAUUACAAUUCGUUUUAGAUAGCAGCAGUUCUACACCAUACAAGUCUAUAAAUUUACUGGGGUUUGAAUAUUUAAUUGGGUUGCGCGAUUACCCGGAGUUUGAUUUAAUUAUGUGGGCGUGGAGAGUUCAAGAAAAGUUAAUUGUCGUCAACACCGGGUUCAUUCAACCAAACCAAUCUUUGCACACGUAAAUAACACUAGCAGCUAUCAUCAGCCCAGACAUGGUGGUACAUUCGUACCCCAAAUUAUAUAAUGUUUGUGAUAUUUUUUUGUUUUGUCAGAUUAUUAUCAACCGGACGUGAAAUCUAUCUAAGUCAAACGGAACGUGACGUGAAAUGUAAACUCCAACUCUGGACGCUGUUUUUUAGCUGCAAGACGGUGUAUGCGAAGAAUAUGUUGGUUGGUUUGCAGGACGACUCGAAUGUCGGAUCGGGCUGUUGGACGUCCAGCGGUUGGUUCAUCUUCUGUGACUUGACAAGGAACGCAGUUUACCGUACACAACCUGGCGCACCAAAUCCCGAAAUGUGCAUAGAGUACACCGUAAACAAUUUCGAACAAACUCCGGCAUUGGUAUGUUCUAUAGGACACCAUAAACAAGGGUUUGUGCUCUACACGUACAACGAACUGAGGGUAAGUCGGGUAAUGUACACAUACAUUGUAGUAUUAUGAUAUAACCGAUUGGGUAUAUUCGUUUUCAUGUCACUCUAUGCAGUGGUUUAAGGACACUAAAGGCGUUUUUACAGAAAUGUGGAAAAUCGUUAUCAACUAUAAAUUACUAUGUAUAAUAUCCGGAGAAAACGAUGUUUACGGCUGGUCGGAAGAUGUGAUUUUAAUUUGUUUAUAUUGUAAUAUUUUGGAAAGAGGUCAAUCAAUUUUUUUUUUUGCAGGGUGUCCUGUUAGAACUGACAAAAAAAAAAGAAAACCUGUUAAAAGUGUACGGAAUAAGUAUCAAGUAUUUUACGUUUAUCAAGCCUACCGACGAAACGGUCGCAACUGUCAACGAAAAUAACAUUUUGCAACUGUGGGACGUAUCAACUGGAGAAUUUGUAAAUACUUUUACAAUAUUUUUUAUUGUAGUAAUAAAAAAAUAUUUGCCAUUUUGUCUCUACAUUUUACAGAAAAGUGAGGUGAAUUUAAGCGGAAUUGCAACACACAUUAGCAGCUAUCCAUUUGACAGCUACUUUGCAAUUUCAUUUAAAAAUGGAAAAGUGGAAAUUUUUAAAACUCUCAAGAAUAACGAAUUGAAGCGCAUUGCUAAAAUAGUAUUAUGUGAUGAAGAGAUAUCUUCAGUACAUUUUUUACUUGGGCCGAAAUGUAUAGCGGCCAGUUUUUCAAUUGGUCGAUUUUAUUAUAUUGAUGUAAGUUUAUGAUAAUCAGCUAAAAAAAAUUUGAAUUUUUAUGAUGGUUUUUUUUAACUAUUCAGUCAAAUGUAUUAAGUCUAUAAGCAUCUCAGUAAUCAGCGCAAUCAAUAUCACCUAAAAAUAUACAGACAUUCAGCAAUUAUUAAAAUAUUUUCUGAUCGUGUCCCUGACGUAGCGGAAAAAUUAUUAAUUUUGUUUUGCUUUGCUCAGAAUCUAAAACUGAAAUAAAAGCAUACAUAAUAGUAAUACCAAUAGAUCAUUUGCUCCACUUUGAGUUAAAAAUAUUAUUACUCUGAUAAAUUCUGAUGAAAACUAAUUAUGAAUUAAUAUGAUAAAUUUAUUAGAUUGUAUUGGGACAAAAAUGUUCAGUUAUAAGAGAACAUAAUUUGAAAAAGCAUGUUAUUGACAUUGAAAUAAUUGAGGAUAACAAAUCAUCGAUUCUAAUAGUUUUAUAUAAAAACGAACAAACUGAAGAAAUCGCAGGAAAUAAUUUUAUAUUAUUCGAUACAAAUUUCAAUGCAAUUUUCAAAUUAAAAAAUUCUGAAUUUUACUACUCUUCAAUAUCUAAAUGGUAUUCGUCCGGGGAACCCGAUGUAAUAAACAUAGCUUUUACUGUAUUGCUAUCAAAAUGUAUUCAUUUAAUGCAAAUAAAUAUUGUUCAGGUAAUAGUUGCGCUAAGUUUUAUAAUUUAUUCGUGAUCAUGACCUUUUUAUAAGUUUAAAAUAUGUUAUCUAUAAAGGCGAAAAUUUUAAAAUUGAAAGAUAUACCAUUGAAUCAUUUACUAAGGCAAGUUGAAGUAUCUGUUGGGAAAAAUCAUUUUGUUACAUUUAGCUACGAUGGUACAUUUAAUCUUUAUGAGUUCGAAGAUAAUGUCAAAUGGAAACAAAUUAUUUCAGUAAAUUGCAGUCGUUGGCAAACUGGAGGAUUGAAAGUUGUACAAGUAGAUAUUAACGGUCGUAAUAUAUUAACAUUGAGUGUUCGAGGAAACUUUAUGUGUACAGGAUUUAAGUAAAUUUUUCAAUGAUAAUUACAAAUCAAUUACGAAAUUAAUUUUUUUUUAUUCCAGUGAAACUUGUGAUCAUAACAGACAAUCGUAUGUCAUCGAUAAACCAAUAUUUUUAGAUGUUAUUAGGGAUACGGAAGGGAUUGGUUUCGAAGACGAUUCAGAAAGUAGGUAGAAUAUUAUAAUCUUAGACAGUUAUUAUAAUUAUUAGUUUUAUUAUUUUGUAGCGCAAAACCGAGUGACCUGGACGAUGAUUAAUGAAAAAAAUGAAUUGGAUGCAGAUAAUGUUUUAUACAGUCAACAGAAAAAUGAAAUAAUACGAGCAUUUAAUAACAUAAAAAAGGAGGUGGUAAAACGUAGUUGAAAUACAAAUAUUAUUUUAUUUUAUUUUUUGAAAUAUUUCUCAAAAUUUAAGUGUUAUUAAAUAUUUCCAUUUUAGCUUCUAAUAUUACUGAACACGAAUGUUAAUGGAUCUGAAGAUACUAGAAUAAAUAUAGAAGAAUUUGAUUUAAACGUUGAUUAUAGACAGGAAUUUAGAGAAAAAAGUAAAAUCAAACGUCAAAUUUACGAAGAAAAAAUCCUUGAUGAUAUAAACAAGUUCAAAAUUGAGACUGAAAAUAUUAUAAAAGAACAUUGGGAAUAUCUUUCUGUUAAACCAAUGGCUGUAUAUGUAUGUAUAACUAAAUCAAAAAAUUAAACUGGUAUUAAGAUGAAUAAACUACAUAUAAGUAUCUAAAUGUCGGUAUAAUAUAAAAUAAGUUAACCAGUCAACUAGAAUCUAUUGAAUUAUACCUGCCUAAAGAAUAUAAAUAUGGUCAAUGUCCAUUGUGUCCAUAUGUCCUAAUAGGUAGCUAAGAUUAAGAUUAAUUAUAGUAGGCGGCAGUAGCUAUAGAAAACUUUUAUAACUAGUUUUAAUACAAAUAAAUUUAAAAUAGUUUAUAAGAUUUAAGUUUUGAUAUAGUAUUUAAAAUGUACUUAUACCUAAGUAGAUUCUUCAGGUUUUCCUAAUCAAGCGGCAAAAUUAUUUUUAAUAUUGAUUAUUGCACACAUUUAAAUAUAAAUUUAUUUACUUUGUGAGUAUAUAACAUAUUUAAAAUUGAUAUUAAAAUAUAAAAAUAUUUAUAUGACAUUUCAUUUGUUACCUUUAUUGUAUACUAUAGAAGCAUAUUACUAUAUUACAAGCAAAAUUAUUGGUAUUGUAGUUUUAUUUACGUCCAUGUUAAUGCGAAAUAUACUAUAUAUUUAUAGCAACAACAAAUAACAAUUAUAAUUAAUUCAUACUUAGUACAAAAUAUAUGGUGUACCUAUUAAUAAAAAAAAAAAAGACAUUAGCUAUAGUUGGUACUUCAGUGACGUGCACAGCUUCUUCCUAUGGUAGAGGAUGAACUGUAUUUUGUUUUUUUGAUAGUCAUGUACAAAUAUACACUUAUCAGUACAUGCAUAGAUAUUUUAGAAGUUAGUAGUUAGAUACUAAUUAAAAUUUGAAUAUAUAUAGGACAAUCAGUACAUUAAACAAAUAUUAGGUAUUAAAGAAAAUAUAUAAUGCUUAUUUAAUUAUUUUACCAUACUAUGACAUAUUUAUUGUUGACAAAGCAUCACUAUUUUCUAAACUUCGCUCAGAAUCGUUUUAUCGUUAGCAAUGAUUUAUCGUUGCUUACAGGUAUACAUUAAACUAGGUAACUAUAACAAUGGCUGUAACCGACCGCAUUAUCCUAGGACAGCUUUUUUUAUACUAAUAUUUUAAACUUCUUCUUUAACCUAACUUUCCUACGUUUUUUCCCGAUUAUUAUGAAAACUAAUUAAAAAAUUAAAAAACGACCUGUUUCAUCAAAAACAACAUUAAUAGUUUAAUAAAAAAAGAUCUUUGUCGUUUUUCAAUUGGAGCCAUAUAUGAUCUAGAAAACGUGGUAGGUAAUUAUUUAAUAUAACGAAAUCGCGAAAAAAUCGUCUUUUCUUUCCCCGGUUAAUCAUUUUUAUUUUAAAUACCGUUUCGAAAAUCAAAAUAUACCUAUGUAUUUACCAAGUAGAUGAAUCUAACUUUCAUAAAAAAUGGUACACUUAUACGUAGGAACAAGUUUUCUUGUGUUCUUGUUGUUAAAAGUGAAGACAAUUUUCCACGUCUAGGUAAGCCCAAUAUAAGUAUUACCAAGUUUCAAGUCUCUACGUGUAUUUUAAUCGAAUUACAGCAAAAAACUCCCAAAAAUUAAAAUUUCUUAAAAGCUCAAAAGUGGCUGAAAAGAUUUGGUGAUUUCACCGUAAGAAAGUAAACUAAAUGGAAACAAAAAAAGUGUAACAAAAAUUAUUACACUUAAAAAAGUGUAAUAGUUAUUAAGAACCAUUAUUAUUUACAUAAUAUGAUAUGUAUUAUUAUAAAUAUUUAAGAAAAUUGUGGUAAUAGGGAGGAAGGGUAUAAUCGGUUGACGGCCCUUGAAAACCAUGAAAAUUUUUGUUUAAUUUAGAAUGUAUUCAUUUUCAGUGUUUAAAAAAAUUAUACAAAGUUGAUAACUACCCGAUCAGCAUACAAGAUCAAGGAGAUAACACUUUAGUAAAUCAAAUUAUAGAAAAGAGAAAACUAAUCGAAGAUGAAGAAAACCCAUCAACAUCAUCAAUUUAUCCAUCAGCUUCUACGUAAAAUUUUUAAAUAAAUAGUACGUAGACAUUUAAACAAAUAUCUAUACAUUUUUUUUUUAGAGACUGGAUGGAUGAUGAAACAGUUUUGACAGAGAGCGAUUAUAAACAAAAUAAACAUUAUUUAAUGGGAUCUAUUAGUUAUAAAUUAAUGAACAGUAAUAUUGAGAAUUUGAAUUUUCAAAAUAAUUAUUAUCAAUUAGAAAAAGCCGAAGAUGAAAUAAUCUUACUGAAAGUAAGUAAAAUAAUACAAAUUUUAUUUUGACAAAUUAUUGUAGUGAAUGAAACCAUUUUUUUUAAAGAAAAACUAGUUUUAACGGGCUCAAUAGCGGUUUUUCAAUAUAAUGUUAAAAUUGAAUACCAAACUAUUUUACAAAACUAGUUUUAUAAACUAAACCAAAACCUAUUGAAAUAUAUUUACAAACCAGUUUAAGAAACUAAACUUUAUCCAAGUUUUUUUAAGAAAAAUAAUUUUUCCGUCAAUAAAUUACCUUAACCGAAAUUUUUGAAAAUCGUACCUAAACCUAACCUUAUUUUUAAAAAUAUUAUACUUGCAUAAGUUUUAUAUUAGUAUUGACUAUUAAUAUUUAGCAAUUUUAACCAAUAUUGUUUAAAAUUAUCAUCAUUCUUUAUUCUAUUAAUAAAUAACUGUUAUUUUUUUUUUUUAAACCAAUUUAAAAUGAUUCUUAAUAAAUUAACCAGAAUUUUUAGAAUUUAAAAACUAGUUUUUUGAACCUUAACCAGAACCAAUAUUGUCAACACUUAUUUAUUAACUUAAACAAGACCGAAUUUUUUUUUAAAUUCGUUUUGAAAUUAAAACCAAAUUAAAUUGCUGCAAAUGCUAUUUGUUUUUACUUGUAUUAGUUCGUGAUCAACAGAUUAAAAGAGAAUUUUAAUGAAAUAUUCAACGAUUUGUUUGUUAAAAAACAAGUUCAACUGAAUAAUUUAAAAGAACAUAAUAACAGUUUACGUGAAAUCGAAAAUGAAUUCAGAUUGGCUUGCAAAGGUAUUAUGAACAAAUAGGUACUUUCACAAGUAAUUGUAUUUUAUAAUUAUAUAAUGUUUAGUGGAAUCCACUGAACUGUCAGUAGUAGAUUUCGAAUGGAAUCAAUAUGAACAAACUGAACAGCUUAUACAUACUAAAGACGAUGAAGUUUCUUUAAAAUCACACAAUGUUUUAUCAAAUAAACAAACGAUGUUGGGCGAAAAUUCAGCUAAAGACGAGCAUAAUGCACAAUCAUUAGCAAUUGAUAAUUUUAGGCGGGAGGCACUGAUCACUAUGAUGGAUGGUGUUUUGGAGAAAAGAUGGGAAGAUGAGUUGAAAAAAGAUGUGCCAAUAUCUGAAAACAUUGUGCGUGUAUAAAGAGUCCAUUAUGAUAAUAUCCUGAAAAUAAUAACGACUAUUGUUUUAAUUUUAAGUUGAAUAAAAAACCAGAAAAUUACACAGAGGAAGAUUUUAAAGAUCUAGAUGAGUAUGAUAAUUUAGUGGCGGCUAAAAAUAACGAGAGAUUGAAGUACAAAAAAAUUCUCGAAGAAAAAAAGGCAACCAUUAUUCAACAAAUCAAUAAAAGCAUAGAGGAAUUUGAUAAUGAUGUAUUCGAGAUAUAUAAAAUCAAGUUGAAAUAUAAUUCAGCAAUCAAUCAGGAGAAUUUAAAAAUUAAUAGAAUUUCGAAAAUGUUAAGCGAUAUCAGUUAUCGAAAGCAACAAAUUAAACUGCAUGAGUUCAGUACUUCUAAAAAUAUACUACAUAGUCAUUUAUUUCCGUAAAUGUAUAUAAUAUAUUGAAUGUUAAUAUUAUAUUUGUAGAAAAUCUAUUUCGGAAAUAGAACAAACUAUUGCGGAGACUAAUAAAAAUAUAACAAAUACCGAGACGAUCCAUGGUGGUUUAAUCAAUAGUAUAGAAUUAUUUAAGGAAAAAGAUAAUGAUCUUCAAACAAAUUUCAAAUCCGUAUUUCCUUCCAAACUUAUAUAUAAACAAGCACUAGAUGUUUACAAGUGAAACUCAUACAUAACAAAUAACCUACUAUUAUAUAUUUGUAUACCUUUUGCAUCUAAAUUUUUUUAUUUUUAGCCGAAGACCUAAAUUACAAGGGGAUAGAAAUUAUUCACUAUUACUUGGUUAUCAGUUUAUAAGCAAUAUAAUGGGUCCGGGUCAUGACGAAUCAAAUAUGAACUUAGAAUUUGUAAAAUACUUAGACACACUAAAAGUAUAUGAUGAUUUUAAGUAUGUGGAGGACAAUGAACUCAAUAUGGACAAGAUAACUUGGAAUAAAGUUUGUAAUUUAAGACGAAUUAAAAUUGAAUCUGAAUUUAAGAUUAGAACUUUUGAAAGAGAUGCGACAGAAAAAGCUAAUUUAUUAGACAAUUUAAUACAUGAUAAAGAAGACGAUGAAAUUUUGAUUCAAAAAUUGAAAUCAUCUAUUAUUACAUUAAAAAAUAAAGAUAAACACUAUGAAAAUGAUAGCCAGGUAAGAAAAGUAGGUUUUAGUAUGUGAACAAUUUUAACAUUCAUAAUUGGUUUUUGAACAAUUAUUUUUAGAUUCAAUUAGUACUAAAACAAGGGAAUGUCCAAGUCCAAACAACAGGGCACAUAAGCGAUUUCUAUAAAACUAAACUUUUACCCAAAAGUGAUAUCGAAGAAGUAAACGCUAAAAUUAAAGUAAAUAAGUUUGGCCUACAAUUUUUUCCUUUAUAUUUAUAAUAGUUGAUACAAACUUCUCUACACUUACUUUGCUAAAGCAUUCUACCGAAUCAGUCUUCUAUGCGUAUAUGGUUUUGGUGACCUUUUCCUGUCUCGGCUUAGUUUAUUUGUCAAUGACAGAAAAAUGGGUUAAGAUUCAUGAUGUUUCUUCCAAAAUCAUAGUUACUUCCUCUAGUCUCUCCCAAGGAGGUCAACUUUUCCCAGUAUUGUUUUCUAUAUUUGUCAAUAGUUCAAUUAUAUUGUAACAUUUAUUAUAACAUGCACACCUGUUAGCCUUUGCUGAUGACAUAGAAAUGUUAGUUCAUAUCAACUCUUUACUAGAUUGAAAUAGCAUCCAAGACGAUAUUAACUCUCUUGUGUCGUGGGCUGAAAACCUAUCAUUGUCCUUUAAUAUUUCCAAAUAUUAUUCCAAGAUCCACCUUGAAUCAUAUUAAUUUCAAAUAAAGUAUUAAUGGUGUUCACCCAUCUCAUAUUAUGAUAAACGUAUAACUAAUUUAGGUUUUGCAUUUAGUCCCAAUUUACGUCCUAAUAUCCAUAUCCAAAUAGUAUCUGUUGUAAUGUCUUUAAGACCUUAGAAUCAAACAUGUUUUGGCGGAGUUCGGGUUAGCUGUUCCAUUAAAGACACUUUACAUUGGUUAGGCAAACCCUUUAGUAUGGUUCAGUAAACUGUAACCAUUAUACUGUGCAAGUAUUUCAAUCCUACUUGAGCGAGUACAACGGAAAUUUGUAUACUUUUCUAGUCGGACUUUAAAAAUUGAGUGUCCAUUCAGUUGACUAUUCACCUGUUUUUAAACACCUCAUAUUGAGUCGUUGACUGAUCGAAGACAUUUGGCUGACUUAAAUUCUCAACUAUAAUUUGGAACUGGGCUUAAAAACUCUCCAUAUUUACUUUCUAAAGUAAUUUUUAAUGUACCUCCUCGUCCAUCAUGUAAUUCUGUUUUAUUUUAUAUUCGUUCAUUCACAACAAAUUAUAAUCGAAAUGGGCCUCUCUAUCACUGUAUAUCCUUUGUUGACACAGACACUUUAUUCUCCUCAUUUGUGUAUGCAUGAUUAUGUUUGUGUUAGACUGUCAUUCUUAAGAAUAUUUUAUUAUAUUAUCACUAUUGAUGUUAACAUGUCAAACUGAGCCAAUGCAUGUUUAUAAUUAAAAUAAAUAAAUAAACUGUGUGUAGUGUUUCCAAAAGAUAUUAUAAGAAUAUUAUAUUGUAUAAGAGGUUACGGACCCGGUUACGAAUUUUCUUUUAUGGUCUAAUGUUAUAUUUUUAUAAUAUUUAAUAGUAGAAAACAAUCAGUACUUAAUAUAAUGAAUCCAAUAAACUGUAUACCUUUUAGGAAAUGGGCAAGAUUAAAAUUGACUUGUUAUCAAAAUUUUUGAAAUAUAAAAGUAAAUACCAACUCUUAGAGCCGGAACUGGAAAAUCUAAAAGAUAACAAAAUUAAAUUGUAUAAAUAUCGUUAUAAUUACAUAACAUCUAUGAAAAUGACCGAGAAUAUAUUACAUUAUCUGAAGUUUAAGCAAAAAGGCAUAAACAUUGCUAAACAAGCUGAACAAAAUGCAGACAAAGGCUUAGCAGGGAUACAAAUUGUAAGACAUAUUUUUAUAUAUAAUAUUAUGCUUUCAAUAAAUUAUUUAAAUAAGAAUAACAAUAAUUUUUUUUUUUUUUUUUUUUUUUUUUUUUUAAUUUAAGCAUUAUGCAAAAGAAAAAGUACAGCUAAAUCAAUGUAUUGACGAACUUUCCAACAAGAUAAAAAAAAUUAAACAAGAAAACGAAAAAAUUGAAAAAAAUAUAGAUUUAACAAAUCUCAAAUUAUCGGAACUAAAGAAUUCCAUUGACAUAAGUUUAACUAAUAAACUGAAAUUAAUCACGGAUACAAGGUGAAUAUAAUAUUUUAUUUUUAAAUGUACCGAAAUUUAGUUGAUAUAUUUUUGAAUAUCCCAUUAGAUGAUUCAUGAAUAUAAUAUGUGUACUAUUUGUACAUUCAAUAUUUAUACUUACAUCAAAAAUAUAUUAUUCCAUUUCGUUUUAGGUUGAAAAAUGUUAUGCGACGUACUAAAAUUAUGUCGAAGAUAAUGAAUCUCUAUAAAGAAGUUUACGUAUUAGAGACCGAAUUGGAAUUAUUACUCUUGAAAAGAUAUCCUACUCUAUUCUAA
Cinara cedri is the source of this 13791-nucleotide messenger RNA. The record is from the annotation of a GenBank genome assembly. Lineage: Eukaryota; Metazoa; Arthropoda; Insecta; Hemiptera; Aphididae.